UGCCCUGCAGAAGUGAAUCAUUGAAGGACAAUGGCAUCUGUUAAAGAGCAGCUUGUGAAAUCACUGAAAGAACUAGUCAAAGAUGAUCUGAAGGAGUUUCAGUGGUACCUGAAGAAUCAUGAGUGUGUUUCAACUUCUGAAAUGGAGAACACAGAUGUCUUAGACACAGUGGACAAAAUGGUGGCAAGUUUUGGACAAGAAGAAGCUGUGAUGAUCACAGUGAACAUCCUUAAGAAGAUGAACCAAAACCUUCUGGCUGAACAGUUAGAGAACAAACACAAUGAAGUUCAGACUGAGGGCAAUAUGAAUGCUUCUGCCACUGUUGGAGCUGCUUCAAAACAGAUCUUGGACUCAACUGCAGAGGACAGUAAAGCUGAUCCUCAUUAUUACAGAAAGCUCAGCCUUAGACUGAAGAACAAAUUACAAGAGGACUACAAGCGGAUAUUGGUUGGUAAUUCUCAGACAGGUCAUCGGCAGUACCUGAAUGAUAUUUACACUGAUCUAUAUGUGGUGGAGAAUGAGACUGGAGGAAUAAUGAUUGACCAUGAGGUGAGACAGAUCGAACUAAAUAUCAGCCGAUCUACUGCAAAGGACUCAGCGAUCCAGUGCAAUCACAUAUUCAAAGAACAAAUGGGUCAACAAAACAGAAAAGUGCUGACGAUGGGAAUCGCAGGUGUGGGAAAAACUGUCUCUGUCAAUAAAUUCAUUCUUGACUGGGCUGAAGGAAAUGAAAAUCAGAAUAUACUCUUCGUAUUUCCUCUCCCAUUCCGUAAAUUGAAUAUGAUUAAAAAGAACUGCAGUCUCAUCGAUCUGCUUCAAGAAUGCUUCUUUAGUGGUCCUGAAGAACUGCCCUCUCUUCCUGAAGGCGACUGUAAGGUCUUGUUCAUCUUUGAUGGGUUGGAUGAAUGUCAUUUCCCUUUGAGAUUUAAUGAAAGUGAUGCAUUUACAGAUGUGCAUGUAAAAACAACAGUGAGUAAAAUAGUUACAAACCUAAUCAAGACACAUCUGUUACCCUCUGCUCUCAUCUGGAUCACAUCCAGACCAGCAGCAGCCGGUCUGAUACCCCGAGACUACAUUGAUCAGGUGACAGAGGUACGAGGAUUCAAUGAUGAGCAAAAAGAGCAAUACUUCAUCAAAAACAGUCCUGGGGUUGCUGGAAACAUCAUCUGUCACAUCAGGAAAUCCAGGAGCCUGUGCAUUAUGUGCCACAUCCCUGUCUUCUGCUGGAUCUGUCUCACUGUUCUUCAACCUCUACUGACUCAAGAGGGCAAUGACAAAAUACCAACAACUCUCACUGCGAUGUACACAAACUUCUUACUAUCUCAGAAGCAAAAGAUGAAAAAAUACUGUUAUGAUCCUGAACUUAAUCCUAAAGCCAAGUCUUUUGAUCAGGUUAUUCUGAAACUUGGGAAACUGGCCUUUAAACAGCUACAGAAAGGUAAUCUGAUUUUCUACAAAGAAGAUAUUGAGGAGUGUGGACUAGAUGUCAGUGAAGGGUCAGUGUACUCUGGGUUAUGCACUCAGAUCUUUCAGAAAGAAAGGGCUUUUUCAAUGAGAAGUGUUUACAGCUUCGUACAUCUCAGUGUUCAGGAGUUCCUAGCUGCUCUCUACGUGUUUUUCAGAUACAAAUGUUUUGGAAGAAGAUUUGUAUUUCUUCAAUCUUGGACAGACAAAGUGAAAUGGGGUAUCUUCAAAAAGUCAUUAUUUGACUUUCAUAAGGCUGCGAUCAACAAGGCUUUGCAGAGCAAGAAUGGACACUUGGACCUUUUCCUCAGGUUCCUGCUGGGUCUCUCACUGGAGUCCAAUCAGAGUGACCUGAAGGAACUGCUGCCCAGACUGAAACUAAAAACCAAGAAUGUCAAAGACGUUGCUGAUUAUAUCAAAAAGAAAAUAGAGAAGGAAAAUAAGGUAGAGAGAACUAUCAACCUAUUUUACUGUCUGAGUGAACUGAAAGAUGACUUUGCAGAGGACAUCCAGAUUCAUCUGAGCUCAGGAAAUCUUUCAGCAAAUCUCUCCUCUUCUCAAUGGUCGGCUCUGGUGUUUCUGCUCCUGAUUUCAGAAGAGACUCAAGAGAUGUUUGAACUGCAGAAAUACAGAAGAUCUGAUGACGCAUUAAUGAGACUGCUACCAGUGAUCAAAAACACUAGACGAGCACUUUUACAGUCCUGUAAUCUCACUGCUCAGUGUUGUGAGAGUUUGUCAUCAGCUCUUCAAUCCUCAAACUGUGUCCUGAGAGAACUAGAUCUGAGUAACAAUGACCUGAAGGAUUCAGGAGUGAAGCUGCUCUCUGAUGGACUGAAGAGCCCAAACUGUCAGCUGCGCAUACUAAGAUUUGCAUUUUGUAAUCUUACUACUCGGUGCUGUGAGAGUUUGUCAUCAGCUCUCCAAUCCUCAAACUGUGUCCUGAGAGAGCUGGACCUGACUAACAACGACCUGCAGGAUUCAGGAGUGAAACUGCUGUCUGGUGGACUGAAGAGUUCAAACUGUCAGCUGCACAUACUGAGGCUGUCAGGCUGUAUGGUGACAGAGGAAGGCUGUGGAUAUGUGUCUUCAGCUCUGAGUUCAAACCCCUCACACCUGAGAGAACUGGAUCUGAGCUACAAUCACCCAGGAGAUUUAGGAGUCAAGAUGCUCUCUGACAGACUGGAGGAUUCAAACAUCUCACUGCAGAUACUCAAUGUGGUUCAUGGAGGAGAGUUCAGGAUGACAGCAGGACUACGAAAGUAUGCCUGUGAUCUCACACUGGAUCCAAACACAGCACACUCUCGUCUCAUUCUGUCUGAUAAGAACAGGAAAGUCACAUAUGUUUAUGGUCAUCAGCCGUAUCCUGAUCAUCCAGAGAGAUUUAAGAACUGCGAACAGGUUCUGUGUGGGGAGAGGUUGACUGGACGCUGUUACUGGGAGGCUGAAUGGAGUGGAUAUAAUGCUGAUAUAUCAGUGUCAUGUAAAGGAGUCAACUGGAAAGGAGGGAGUGUCUUUGGGUUUGGAUCCAAUGGCAAUUCCUGGAGUCUGAUCUGCUCUGAUAACAAAUUCUCUGCCUGGCACAUUAAAAAGCGAACUGCCAUACCAGCCCCUCCACCCUUUUCUAAUAGAGUAGGUGUCUAUCUGGACGUGUCGGCCGGCACUCUGUCCUUCUACAGCGUCUCUGACACACACACACUCACACACUUACACACAUUCAACACCACAUUCACUGAACCCCUCUAUGCUGGGUUUAGGGUUUAUUUGAACUCUUCAGUGUCUCUGUGUCCGAUUAAAACUUAGAGAAGCACACCCAACAUACAUAUCCCUAUAUUAAACAACAUCACUA
Molecule: messenger RNA, 3310 nt
Organism: Rhinichthys klamathensis goyatoka
Lineage: Eukaryota; Metazoa; Chordata; Actinopteri; Cypriniformes; Leuciscidae
Product: NACHT, LRR and PYD domains-containing protein 12-like
Exons: 8
Coding region: 31-3264 (1077 amino acids)
Molecular function (GO): protein binding
Source: RefSeq, a predicted model, not a curated record